Molecule: messenger RNA, 1751 nt
Organism: Colletotrichum phormii
Lineage: Eukaryota; Fungi; Ascomycota; Sordariomycetes; Glomerellales; Glomerellaceae
Exons: 6
Coding region: 1-1635 (544 amino acids)
Biological process (GO): regulation of DNA-templated transcription
Molecular function (GO): zinc ion binding; DNA-binding transcription factor activity, RNA polymerase II-specific
Source: RefSeq, a predicted model, not a curated record
AUGGUCCCCUCCGAUGAGAGCAGCGACCGAUAUACUGCGCUGCGUCAUCGACGGAACAGAAGGGUUCCUUAUGACAACCAGGCAUGUAUCGAGUGCAAGAGAAAGAAGAUCAAAUGCGACGGUGUCAACCCCUGUGCGGCAUGUACACGGAACUCAGUCACGUGUGGGUACCACCCGCAUCGUCGAGUCUUAGCUGCUCAGAAACCCAAUUUACGUUCUGUGGUCCCUCAAGCUCCGAGUUCACCUUCGGAGUUGUCAGGAAAUCUGGAGGCCAUGGGAAUUCCCCCAGCCAUUCUAGACAAGUCAACACCGAGGACCAACUCCGCCUCGAAUAUGCCAUCUCAUCUAGCACAAUACGGGCCAUUCAUGAAGCUGCGGGCCCAAGAUCCGCUAUGGGAAGUAAAUCUUGAAGAUGCGACAAACCACAUUAAGCAGUGGUUUUCGGGCACUGGCUUCCUCUACGCUGUUGUCAGUGAAGAGCAGAUGCUAGCGGUUGCCAGUAAUGUUUUGAACACUCUGCAGCUCUUUCAGAGCGCCACCGAAGCUGGCGAGGGGCUCCUUUGGGGCACAAAUUCGAUCAGCAACAUACAAUUGCUGGUGCUCAUGGCCCUUUACUACUACCACCUCGACGAAGAAGUGCGGACCGGUCGCAUCAUUGAUUUCCCAGCCCGUCUCUGCCUCGAAAUGGGCUUGCACCGCCGAACAUCCAUGGACCGCUACGCCAACAACUCGGAAGAGCAAGCUGCAGGCGUGUAUAUGCUAGAAAGAAGGACGAGCCUGGGACAGGGGAAUCCGUUCUACAUACAGGACUGCCACGUUGACCCUACGCUACUUGCGAUGAAUGGCCACGACGCAGUGAUGACCGCGCUCCUCGACUGGACGAAACUAGCUGGCAAGAUGUGGUACGCCCUCAAUAGCCAAGUUGAGAAGGAGAGUGAACUCAACAUCGACGAAAUCGACUAUCUCGAUUAUCAAAUAGAGCAGUGGUACCAACUUCUAGCUGAUGACCUGAAGCUUGAACCUAUCCAGCCGGGACAAGAGGUUCGGCACGUUCAGGCCGUGCUUUUCCUCAGCAAGAGUCACCUACACAACUUGAUCUGUCGCCCGGUGCUUCAAUCCGCAACGCUGAUCGUGCAGCACCAGAGACAUGCUCACAAAGCCGUCGCUGUCGCCAGGGAGUCGCUGCAGAUGCUCUCGAGCCUCAACGAAAACACUACCAUCAUCAAGCGGAACCCGCUCUUCUUCAAGCACCUCUUGCUCACUGCCUUUGGGAACCUGUUGCUGGCGGUUGUGAAUGCCAGCUCCAUGUUUUGUGACAAGGUCACAAUUGAGUUAGACAUUGCGCUCGAAAUGAUCAGAGCUCUGAGCAAACGGUCGCCGCUGCUCCUGGUUCUCUGGGAGCGUCUUCAAGGCCUACGAAAGCUCAGGGCACAGCUGUCCGGCUCUUCCCUCACAGCAUCCAGUGGCAGUGAGCCAGGCGAACAAGGGGAGAGCGUUGAUAGCCCGUCUGAUGCCUUGCUGUUCGGAAACAUGGGAGAUAUGAUGGUUUUCGACCAGCUCAACGGUUUCUUUGACCUUACACCCAUGUCCACGAAUUGUGCAACGAGCAAUUGGACAUUUCCGAUUGGUGAUUGAGCAAAUUCCGGCCGCUUCCGAAGCGGAACUAAUAGCGGGGUUAAACUACCUCCGAUGAUCCCGGCGGGGUCAUCACUUAUUAAUAACUGAACGAAACAUCAAAGGAUUACCUCAGU